This is a messenger RNA of Talaromyces stipitatus ATCC 10500, 856 nucleotides long. Its product is annotated as COP9 signalosome subunit 8 (CsnH), putative. Gene Ontology annotation, cellular component: COP9 signalosome. Lineage: Eukaryota; Fungi; Ascomycota; Eurotiomycetes; Eurotiales; Trichocomaceae. The coding region runs from base 123 to 767 and encodes 214 amino acids. The transcript is spliced from 3 exons. The record is from RefSeq and is a predicted model, not a curated record. Gene Ontology annotation, biological process: protein deneddylation; COP9 signalosome assembly.
CUAAGCUCCCCGCAUGCCUCAGUCAACCAUCUGCCACCAGCUGGAUAUUUGGUCAAUAUUAACUCAAUAGGGCUUCGAUAGCUACUACAAUAUUGACUACGCAUUUUGGGCUUGGGGAUAAAAUGGACUCGCCGUCGCUGUCGCUCGAACAGCUACAGAAAGUGCUCACAGACACUCCCACGAAUGACGCACUCUACGAAAUCCUCAGCUCCUACGAAGAUGAGGCCUGCCAGCAAUUUACAGCAGCUGGAGAAAUCCGAAAUGCAACAGUUCUGACUCCCUUCUACUCCUCAUUUCUUUUUUCCCAUCUUCUCAUAGACGAAAUUCAAGAAGCUCGCGCAUUAACGCAGCGUAUUCCGACGACAUUGAUCCAGAAUGACCCGGUGGUGCAACGUAGUAUUGCGGUGCUACGGUCGAUAUACCAAAACAAAUAUUCCGAGACUUAUGGGUUACUGAGAACUCAGCCAUGGCCAGAACCAGUCAACAUCAUCGUACAGAGGUUUGAUUCUUAUUAUACCGAAAGAUCCUUCCGAAACAUAAGUCGCAUCUACGAAUCGAUCAGACCCAAGGUAGCCGCAGAGUACCUCGGACUGGAGUCCAACUCAGAGUUGAUGGACAUACUGGUGAAGAAAGGAUGGGAAUGGGAUGCUGACAAAGAGGUCUUCCGACCACGCGUGCCGGAGAAACAUAUUGAUAUCGGCAAAUACAGGCAACCGUUAGACCAGAUCAGUCGCAUUGUGAAUUUGGCAAGUGUCCAAGGGGGCUGAGAGGUGCUUCAAACUAUUCAUAGAUCGCUUAGAUUACGUCUUUAAGUUUAGCAACCAAAAUACUUGACGAAUUAUGAUUGAGGUCUGUC